Molecule: messenger RNA, 1515 nt
Organism: Penicillium olsonii
Lineage: Eukaryota; Fungi; Ascomycota; Eurotiomycetes; Eurotiales; Aspergillaceae
Source: the annotation of a GenBank genome assembly
AUGUCAAGCCCAACUCGCCCGCUGUCGCCAGAUGGCGCAGUCAAGAGGACGGAUACGGUGGGCACCGUGGAGGAGCCUACAAAGUCAGUUCCUGGGAUAAUGGAUGAUGUGGCCCGGGUGGUCGACCACAAGGCCGAACGACGCCUAUGCCGGAAGUUUGAUUAUCGCCUUCUUCCAAUUUUGGCCGUUAUGUAUCUGUUCAAUGCUUUGGAUAAAGGCAAUUUAGGAAACGCCGAGACCGAUGGAAUGACUGAUGACCUCAACUUCAAACCAAAUCAGUACAAUCUGCUCCUCUCAAUCUUCUUCGUUCCAUUCGUCAUCUUCGCGCCGCCAUUCUCGAUGCUGGGCAAAAAGUACAGCCCAGCACGAGUACUACCGAUUUUGAUGUUCUCAUUCGGUGCUUUCACGAUGUUGUCGUCUGCAGCAUACAAUUUCAGCGGUAUGUUCGCGCUUCGCUGGUUUUUGGGCAUGUCCGAAGCUGCGUUCUUCCCGCUGGUCAUUUAUUACCUGACCACAUUCUACCGCCGUGGUGAGCUGGCUCGUCGCCUGGCUGUGUUCUAUGCUGCAUCCAACAUCGCGAACGCUUUCUCCGGACUCAUCGCGUUUGGAGUUUUCCAGAUCAAAGGAUCCAGCAUCCCCAAUUGGCGCUACCUGUUCAUUAUUGAGGGAGGCGUGACCGUGCUCUUUGCCACAUUCGCUUUCUUCUACCUCCCACGCAGUGCCGCGGAAGCGAAGUUUUUGUCCGAGGAAGAGAAGGCCCUGGCUUUCCACCGAAUCCAGGUCGAUUCCAGUGCAGUCGUCAACGAGGAGUUCAGCUUCCGGGAGGCAAUUGCCAUCUUCAAGCAUCCCACCACUUAUGUUUUCUUGUGCAUUGAAAUCUGUCUGGGAGUCCCAUUGCAGGGCGUAGCUCUCUUCAUGCCACAAAUCGUGGGACGAUUGGGCUACACCACCGUCAAAACCAACCUUUUCACCGUGGCGCCCAAUGUAACCGGAGCGGUGAUGCUGCUGAUCCUCGCUUUCUCCUCCGAUUGGGUGAAGCUCCGAUCGCCCUUCAUCGUGCUGGGUUUCCUCCUCACAUUCUCGGGCUUCAUGAUCUAUGCCUCGAUCGACGACGUGCAGAACGAAUUGCAGGUUGCCUACUUUGCCUGCUUCAUGAUGACGUGGGGCACAUCCGCUCCAUCCGUGAUGUUGAGCACGUGGUACAACAACAACAUUGCUCACGAAGGUCGCCGUGUGCUGUUGACCAGUAUCGGUGUCCCAUUGGCCAAUUUGAUGGGCCUAGUGAGUAGCAAUUUGUUCCGCAAGCAAGAUGCGCCCAAGUACAUGCCCGCCCUGAUCAGCGUGGCUGCCUUCGGAGCAACGGGUGCCUGUCUGGCUGCUUGCCUCGGGCUGUACAUGUGGCUGGAUAACAAGCGUCGCGACCGCCGGGAUGGAGUCACACGUCAUGCGCGGGAUAUCCCCACGGAUCGUAUGAGAGAUGGACCGGCGUCUGCCGAUUUCCGUUGGUUUUUGUAA